This is a messenger RNA of Drosophila ananassae, 4954 nucleotides long. RefSeq names its product cAMP-dependent protein kinase catalytic subunit 1 (gene Pka-C1). The transcript is spliced from 3 exons. NCBI's taxonomy places the organism in Eukaryota, Metazoa, Arthropoda, Insecta, Diptera, Drosophilidae. Gene Ontology annotation, molecular function: cAMP-dependent protein kinase activity; ATP binding. The coding region runs from base 826 to 1887 and encodes 353 amino acids. The record is from RefSeq and is a predicted model, not a curated record. Gene Ontology annotation, cellular component: cAMP-dependent protein kinase complex; nucleus. Gene Ontology annotation, biological process: peptidyl-serine phosphorylation.
GAUUUGUUGAUAUACUAUCAACAACCCUAUUCACAACCCUAGCUAUACGUGUUGGUACGGUCGGCGGUUAUGCGGGUAUUUCUAAUCUAAGCCAUACACCUAAAGAUACAGUGCGGAAUCGGAAAGUCGAAUGCAAUAAAAGUGUGUUCUGGGCGCUGUCAACUUAGUAGUUAAUUGCAAAAGCUUCUCAAAGUAGGAUACCGAGAGAGUGUUAACCAAAUGUUAGUUUAAGCCUAAAGUGUAAACUAGUGUAAGCCAAAAGAGCGAUCUUGUUAUCAAAACGCGUCUAAACCAAGCACACAUCCACAAAAACACCAAAAACACAACUAAAUACAUCUUCCAAGAAGAAGAAGAAGAAGUAGCCCGCGAAGUACCAGGAGAGCUGCCAGGAGAAGCUCUCUGGACCAUUUCAGUCGCGACCAGUAACAGUAACUCGGCAAAAUAGCUAAAUCCAUUUUGCAGUUCUUAAAAAAGAAAAAGUCCCAUCAUAGUUCGGCAUCCGGCGAGGGCAAGCUACAGGCGCAGUCCAGUUGCGAGGAGGAGGGCGGAGCGGCAGGAGCGGGAGCGGCAGCGGACCAGGCUAGCAGCAGCAGCAGCGGCCCAUCGGCAGCAGCCGCCGCCGCCAGCCAGAAGAGCACGCCCCCCGCAGCCACGAGCUCGCAGCCCACUUCGGGAGCGGAAGCCAGCGGAUCAGGUAGUGGUGGAGGAGGAGGAGGAGGAGCAUCCGGUUCCGGUUCGAGUCAGGAUCACCAGUCCGAUCAGCAAGCUCAGGUCUCGGCCAGCGCCACGUUCCGUCUAUCCUCGCUAACGGGCACUAUCUCCAAGAUGGGCAACAACGCGACCACCUCGAACAAGAAGGUCGACGCCGCCGAGACGGUGAAGGAGUUCCUCGAGCAGGCCAAGGAGGAGUUCGAGGACAAGUGGCGCCGCAAUCCGACCAACACCGCCGCCCUCGACGACUUCGAGCGGAUCAAGACACUGGGCACCGGGUCGUUCGGUCGGGUGAUGAUCGUCCAGCAUAAGCCCACGAAAGACUACUACGCCAUGAAGAUCCUCGACAAGCAGAAGGUGGUCAAGCUGAAGCAGGUGGAGCACACGCUGAACGAGAAGCGCAUCCUGCAGGCCAUCCAGUUCCCCUUCCUCGUCUCGCUGCGCUACCACUUCAAGGACAACUCCAACCUCUACAUGGUACUGGAGUAUGUGCCCGGUGGCGAGAUGUUCUCCCACCUGCGCAAGGUGGGCCGCUUCUCGGAGCCGCACUCGCGCUUCUACGCGGCGCAGAUCGUGCUGGCCUUCGAGUACCUGCACUACCUGGACCUCAUCUACCGGGAUCUGAAGCCGGAGAACCUGCUGAUCGACUCGCAGGGCUACCUCAAGGUGACGGACUUCGGCUUCGCUAAGCGCGUCAAGGGGCGCACCUGGACGCUGUGCGGCACACCGGAGUACCUGGCGCCCGAGAUCAUCCUAUCGAAGGGCUACAACAAGGCCGUCGACUGGUGGGCGCUGGGUGUGCUCGUCUAUGAAAUGGCAGCCGGCUAUCCGCCGUUCUUCGCGGACCAGCCGAUCCAGAUCUACGAGAAGAUCGUGUCCGGCAAGGUGCGCUUCCCGUCGCACUUUGGUUCGGAUCUGAAGGACCUGCUGCGCAACCUCCUGCAGGUCGACCUGACCAAGCGCUACGGCAAUCUGAAGGCGGGCGUCAAUGAUAUUAAGAACCAGAAGUGGUUCGCCUCCACCGACUGGAUUGCGAUCUUCCAAAAGAAAAUCGAGGCGCCGUUCAUUCCGCGGUGUAAGGGCCCCGGCGAUACGAGCAAUUUCGACGACUACGAGGAGGAGGCGCUGCGGAUCUCCAGCACAGAGAAGUGCGCCAAGGAGUUUGCUGAAUUCUAGAAGAAAACUUUGCCCCGCAUCCCCGCGUUCUGCCGGCCACCUGCCGGCCAUUGUCACCGGCACUGGGAUCUGCAACUGCAACAAAAGCAAAUCGCCACCCGGCAUCGUCGCGGCAUCCCCGGACCUCGUCCUCAUCGUCGUCGUUGUCGUCGUCUUGUCUAUAUGUCUACUACUUGCAACUACAACUACAACUACAACUGUAACAGUCAUCUACCACCCACCCAUCCAUCCAUCCAUCCAUCCACCGCCUGAACACCUCUGCGUCUAUCUGGGCAUGUCCAUGUCCGUAUCUUCAACUGCUUAGACCCACUUUUAUGUCAACAUUGGAUUCAUGGAACACCAUAACUAGCAAGAAUCAUCUCCCUCCCUCUCCGUCUGCGUCCAGUUCGAGCGGAGCAGUUCGACGUCGCCUUUUCACCCAGGACCUGGAGACCAGGAGAGUACUAUGAGAGCAUACAGAGUAGCCGAAAAUAAUAAGGACCUACCCCCACAUUAAUCUUCAUUCAUAACAUAUAGCGUAUAUAACCUCGAGACUACAGAUAUUUAGUUGUAACGUAGCUUAGUCUUAACUGAAAAAGAAACAAAAGAGCAUCCAAGAAGGGAAAUCAGUCAGGAGAAGGAGGGCCGAUACAGAACCACAAAGCAAGCAGAGGAUAUCCAGGAGAAACUGUCAUCUAAGCCAGGGCUAAGGAAUUUUAUUUCAUUUGGAUCGGUCCCCGGACCGGUCACCCAGUCAGCUGCAGCCACAACUUGAGAGAAUAAAACGCUUUAAUAAUUUUUAAAUUAAAUACAAAAGGUUAAAUUUAACACAAAAAUUAUGGCGCACACAGUGUGCUUGAAAAAAAAAAACAAGUUAAGUAAACAAAGAGCUGGCAGACCUUACGAUGAAUAAAGUGUGUAAUGAGAAGAAACGAGUUCGCUUACAAGCCCCCUCCCCCCCAGAGAUCCAGACUUGGAAAAAGAAUCCCAAUCGAGGACACUUGCGUGUUGGCCAGUGAGUGAUCCGACCGGACGGACACUCUUAUGCCAGGUACUCCUCCCGCUAGGCGAGCUUGCGACCCAGUAGCUUCGCGAUGUUAGGCGUCUUACCGUAGACAUGUCCCUAGAUAUUUAUAUAUUAUAUACACGUGUAUAAUUGUUGUACAAUCAGAGCGACGACGUGCAACAAUAAACCGCCCGCCCCCGACCAGAACUCGAUGUACUAGAACCAGAUAGAUAAUUCGGAACCAGAAUCAGACCAUUAUGCUCACCCAUCCGUCUUGGCGGCAUGACUAGUUGUCCAUCCAUCCAUCCACCCCCAUUACUCGCUACUCAAAAACGCCCCAAAAUAUUGAACAUUAAAGCAAGUAAAGAAACAUUUGAAACGCAGCAAGAAAUAUAUAAAGUAAAAAUAAAAAAAACAAAAAAGUCUAAAUGUUUAAAAAUAAGCCACGUAAAACAAAGAAAAAUGAAAAAAAAAAAAAAUUAACUGAAAUUUGUGUGUAUAAAACGUAUAGAAAUUAGCAUUAACUGAAGAAGAAGUCGACGAUGUUGGAGGAGUUGAAGAAAAACCUAUAUAUACACAAGAUUGAAGCAUUAUACUUACCAAGAGCAGAACAAAGAGAAUAUCAGCAAGCCAACUAAGUAUAAUAAUUUGAAAAACAAAACUUAAAAAUUUAUAAACAAGAAAUGAGAAAUGAUUUAAGAAGAGAAAAGGCAACUUUAGCAGUUACGAUUAUAUUCAAGAAGAUAUCGAUCGGAAUAUAUUUAUUGUUUCGUUAUGUGAGGAGAGGAGUGGAAAUCAUUUUAAUUAGGCUGAAAAGAAAAAGAUAUCGAAGUCGAUUCCAAGCUACUUUGUUUGUUUUUUUUUUUUUUAAUUUGAAUGACACUUCUCUGUAUUCCUUUCCCUGUUAUUAUUUAUUUUUAAAAGUCAAGACUUUUAAAUUAUGUUGUUGUUGUGAAAAGAGAGAUAUAUAUACAGAGCUAGAGCCACUCGGGAUCGUAACAAUUAAAAUUAUUUAUAAAUACUUUUUAUGUUUUCUAUGAUUAUUUGUUCAACUAGUUGCGAGACAAAAGUCAUAAAUAGGCAUUAAUUAAGCAUCUAAUUUAAUAAUAAAUAAACGUAAAUGAAACAAAAAAAAAAUCAACAAAAAAGUUGAAGUUCAUCGACUAAGAAGCCGAUGAUGUUUGUAGCCACGAAAUGUUCACAUCACAUCCAAAAUGUCUCCCGCUGGAAAGUAUGCGUUCCCUUCUAAUUUGCGCCAGGGACUCUGGGUCCUUGGUCCUUUGGUACACAGUCUACGGUAGUCUGAGCGUAACAAUUUAAUGUGGAUAUAUAUAACUAAUCACGUACGAUUAAAUAUAUUCGAUUCGAAUGUGCAGAAGGUCGGAGCCAGUCGGAGCAACAUUAACUUUGUGCAAUCUUUCUUUUUUUUGUCUUUUGUCGUCUGCUCUUCGGCAGAUACUGUAUCCGAGGAGCCCAACUCGAGCUUUACUAUCUGACUAACAUUUGUAUGCUUUUCGUUUGCGUAUCAACUGCAGCUUGCACUAAUUUUGAUUAAUACUACUAUAUAAUUCUGUUCGUUUUACUUCUAAAGCUUAGCAAUGCCUUACCCUCAGUCCAAGAUCUGUUUCGGAAGAACCUUUCGUUCGUUAUUGUUUUUAUAUGUGUGCGUGCAAAAUCGAGGUAUAUAUUGAAUUAAAAUAUAUAUACCAUAUAUAUACAUACAUAAAAAUAAAAUAUGAUAUAUACACGAGAUGAUGAUCAAGAACGCAAGAAAUGAGAAAGCAAAAUUCAAGUUAUUUAAUUUAGUUUAUACAUUUAAGUUUAUAUAGCAAGUGCAUAUAUAUAUAUAUAUAUUUAAAAACCAACAAUUAAGAUGAUAAAUCUUAAAUAAAUAAAAACAACAACAAACAACCAAAACAAACACAUACAAACAAACAUACAAUAAAAAACAAAUUUGAGAAAAAGUAAAAGAAUUAUUAAGUAAACGAUGGAUAAGAAGGAGAGGAAACAUGAAAAACACAAAGGAAAAGAAACAAACAAACAAAAAAACCAAUAAAAUGAAUUUGAAAUCCUUAAAAAAUA